AUGCAGACAAAUAUUAAGGGUGUUUUAUUACCUAACAAGGAAGAAUUUAUAUAUUGUUUAAAAAUGCUAGAUAAUCUUGGAUUCUAUGAUGAAAUGGUUUCAUCUAUUAAAUCUUCUAAUGUAGAAAAUUAUAAUUUAAACUACAAAGAAUCAUUAUUAAUGGGAUCUUCUUUUAAGAAUGCUUUGAAUGUUAAAAGAAAGGAAAAGACAAUAGUUGAAAAUAUAAUAUCAAAUGAAAAAUCUAGAGAGCAAGAAAAAGCUUGUGCAGAAUUGCUAAAAUCCAAACUAAAUAAAGAUAUGAGAACCAUUGAAAAAACUGCAUACAUUAUCAUUAAAAUAAAAUGUAUCCCCAGAACAACUGAUGAUAAAAUUCUAUUGUUUUACUAUCAUUUAUUGGGAGAUAUUAUGAGAUAUUCUGCAGAUACAUUUCAUAAUAUAGAGAAGAAAAAAUUACAUGAAAAAAGCUUGCAAGCAUAUUCUUUCGCCUUAAGAAUUGCAAACAAAAUAAAGAUACCCCCUUCUAGUCCAACAAUGUUAGAACUUUUAGUUAGUUUAUCAGUUCUUCAUAAAGAUAUGGAUAAAGAUACAAAUUUUGCUAUAGAAAUGGCAGCACAAGCAUUUAGAGAAGCCAUUCAAAAUAUGCAUCUUCUAGAAAAUGACGAUGAAUGCUCCAAAACAAUUGGUAUAUUAGGUCUAUUAAGGGAUAACAUAAAUAAGUGGUGUAAAAUUAGCGGAAGAAAAAAUGUAAAUGCUUUAUUUGAAAUAAAAGGAGAAAAUUUUGAUAAAUAUAAAAAUAUUAUGAACAGCAUUCAUACAUAA
This is a messenger RNA of Plasmodium relictum, 819 nucleotides long. RefSeq names its product 14-3-3 protein, putative. Gene Ontology annotation, cellular component: cytoplasm. The transcript is spliced from 7 exons. The record is from RefSeq and is a predicted model, not a curated record. The coding region runs from base 1 to 819 and encodes 272 amino acids. Lineage: Eukaryota; Apicomplexa; Aconoidasida; Haemosporida; Plasmodiidae. Gene Ontology annotation, biological process: signal transduction.